Sclerotinia trifoliorum is the source of this 2171-nucleotide messenger RNA. The record is from the annotation of a GenBank genome assembly. NCBI's taxonomy places the organism in Eukaryota, Fungi, Ascomycota, Leotiomycetes, Helotiales, Sclerotiniaceae.
UCAUUAUUCAUUUUCAAGGGAAAAAAUACUGUGUUCUAUUCCUUGCAUGGUAUGUCUGUUUCAACAAUAACGAAUUUUUUGACAGCCUCCAAAUUCAUAAAAGAAAAUGCGAUUCGUAAACUUCAUGCCACCAAAGGAAGAUGAUAUCGAUCAGAUCAAGGGGUGUUAUUGAUUUCAUGUCUCAUACUGUCCGACAGCUGAGGUUGGGCUCGAUUUUAUCUACAUAAACCCUUGGUAGAGUACUUUUUUGGUGAGUAGUCCACCCUUUUCAUUGUCUGGCCGUUUCUGACCUUUUUUCACUCGUUAACUGUGCCAUCAUGUUUGUUUCCCAGGGACUUUUACUCGUCGUGCUUUCUAUCUUGGAUUCUUCCACGGCUUUCGUUCUUGACAAAAGACAAGCUGCGGAACCUUCAUGUCCUCCACGACAGACUAUUACUGUAACUGCAUUUGAAUGUCCAAUUAUUUCUUCUUCUGCGCCUCCUAGCAGUGGAGCAUAUUCGACUGCCGAUUUCACAUCUGCUUCUACCAGUUCCGAGGUUUUAGUUAGUACGACAAUAUUGAGCAGUGUCGACUAUGUCCCGACUUCUUCCAUUCCAUUGGAGACCAGCUCACAAUCAUUGGUCCUUUCAUCAUUUGUUUCGACUUCAGGUGCAGCAGCCACUUACACAAGUCAGAUUCCUGUCUCUUCAGCUAUACCUUCCACGGCUCUCUCAUCAUUCUCGGGAACUAUUUUUUCUACUGAGAGUUUGAUAUCCUCGUCAUCUCCUUCAGAGUCUUCACUUCCAUCUAGCAGUCUUGCCCUUUCUGCAACCACUAUUGAGACUUUAUCGAUCAGUACGGAAGCAUCCACUUCGGUUCCAGCUUCCACAUCGAGCAGUGUCAUAACAUCCGAACCUUCUUCUUCGGUAACUCAGAGCUCGGUUGGAUCUUCAUACGAAAUUCUCCCAAGUUCGAGCUUAAUUCCUAGUACCGCAGCUUCCACCACAUACAUUUUGACCUCAUCCUCAUCAUCCCCAUUUAUAUCUUCCCCACUUCCAUCCUCUGCCAUUUCGUCAACAACCAUACUCACCGUAAUCUCCUCCGCAUCCCUACCCGCCAUCACGUCGGUCACAAUAACCACAACAGUCAUUAGUACAGUAGAAGGUCAAACCACCACAGUCUUGUCAACGUUCACACAAGUUACUACUGUUGCAACGACCAUAGCAACCACUGUUCAAGUGCCCACCACCGUGGUUAGCUUGGGAACCACAACUGUUAUACAAUACACUACAGUUACAGCUCCAGCUUGUACAAUCCGCCCGUCUUUGAUUAAUGGUGGUUUUGAAGACGGCAACGGUAUCGAUCCAUGGGUAGCGGUUGCCACAGGACCUAAUCCUCCUACCUACACCACUUCAGCUACUCCUCACAGUGGAUCUACCAGUUUGUGAGUUUCCUUUCAUCAUAAGAAAAAGAAGAAACAUCUACUGACAUAUCAACUCCAAUUCUGAGAGAACUACUUUUCUUCCCAUCAUCCUCAGCCAGCUCAUACAUCACUUUAACGCAAACCGUGACCGCAUGCCCCUCUUCCAACUACCUCGUUACCGGCUACGUAAAAGCAAACAAUGCACUUAGCAUUGAGCAGUCUUCUAAUUGUCACAUCUAUUGUAAGUCCGCUCUUUCAUCUCUGGUUCUCAAAUCCCCUGUUGACCACAACCCCUUCAAAUUUUUGUCCCAAAUAAAUCACUAAGUCCCACUCACUUCUAUAGUUCAAACUGCCACACAGUCCUCUCCGCCCACUUUGAUUAAUUCCUCCACAUAUCCAGGUUGGAGCAUGAUCUAUCUAUUCUUCACUGCUCCUCCGGGCGACGGUCCACAAAAUGUGCAAUUAACAGUGCACUCUUACUGUGAUAGUGAGGCUAAUGAUGCGCCGGGAUUGUUUGUGGAUGAUUUUGUCGUUAUUGGGUAAUAGCUUCAUGAGAAGAAUGUGAGUUGCGUGUGACGUGGGAGGCGGGAGGUGGAAGGAUUAAAUUAUGGCAAUGAGAUAAAGAGUUGGAAGAAGUCGUUUUGGAGGUUUGUUCUUUUAAUUAUUGUAUUAGUGCGUUAAUUAAAGGGGUUAUGAGGUUACUUUUAAUUGUUGGUUUGGUGAGUCAGCGGCUGGGUCUUGGUACGUAUACGAAAUCAUAGCUAGAUAA